AUGGCCUUGGGGAUUGAGCAGCUAGCCAUUGAGUUCAAAUCAAAGCUCCUUAGAAGAUUUCCAAACAUGCGAGAAAUAGAUUUAAAAACAGACGGAGCCCUUCUGACUUUGAAGUUCAUUGGGCUUGUGGUUUCUAUUGAAAAAGAUAUGCCAAAUGCUCUUGAAGUCCUAUUUCGAAAAGCGAUAGAGAUAGUUGAGAUUGCACAUUCCUGUAUAAAAAAGAAAUUUGAGCGGGACGAGAAAAUAAAGCAUGAAGAGUUUAGAGCCUCGUGUGCUAGGCAGGAAAAAAACGCGGCCCAGGCCGCCUUAGUUUCCUCAAAGGUUGAUUUUUACAGCUGCUUCAGUGAGGACUGUAAAAGACUCAAAGGCGCACAGAAGCUCAUUGGCAUUCAAAGAAAAAUGGAUAGCAGUAUGUAUUUACUAAAUAUUUUAGAAAGCAAAAGAUCAGCAUGUAAUAGCGAAUUGGCCGAGGAUGAAAGCAGCUCUGUACUGCUAAACAACAAUAGCAUAAUAAAAAGUUACGAAAAUAAGAUAAACAGCGAAAUAAAUGAUAUGAAAGUAUCUACAUGCGACAGUUUCAACAUAAGCUUGGUGGAAAGCAAUUCUGAUAUCAAAGACUUGCCGAUCAGCAUUACUAGCAACAAGAGCGUAACUGAAAGAGACGAUAGUGCAGUUCGUAAUGAUAGUAUUUCUGGUGUAAAGAAUGUAUUGAAUAUUCCCUUGGCAUAUAGCAGACAAGCAGAGUCUACUAUAAGCACUACGGCUAUCCAAUCAUCCGUGCUAUCUAAUUUUAUUGAAAGAGCUUUUGAAAUGAUCUUCCUAGGCCUGAUCAGUAUUAGAAAUGUAGAUAGAGUUAUAAAAAGAGCCAAGCUGAGGGGAAUGCCUGGGAAAAAGAAUGUGAAAAAUGGUGCAUUUGCCAAUGCGGAAUUUUUAACAACAAAUACAGAGGAAGAUAGCUAUCAGAUUGGUAUGAAUACUUCUGAUACCUUGAAUCCUAAAUUCUCACUCUUGAAUUCUAGCUUAAUCAGUAAUGAUACAGUGGACAGCAAUAUCAUGUUAAGCAAUAGCCUUGUGAGUGAUAAUUUGGAUCCUUCAUUUAGGACAGCAAAAUUAAACAUCCAAAUUGACAGCGUCAAUGUAAAUGAUGAUGCACAGGCGUCGGCAAUCGUACAGAAAACUAAUAAUUUAAAAAUUCCAUGGGAAAGUGAUGGAAGAUGCACUAUAACGGAGCCAAAUGGUAUACAAAAGAUACCUGAAACCAGCAUAAAAUCAAAAACGUAUGAAGAAGUUUCCAGCAAUCCUAGUAAGUACCAUACAGUGCUAAAUACCAGCACACUACAUGAUGCCAACAAAUCUAAUAGCGAAGAGGACCAAGACACUGGCAACACAUAUUUAAAGCCACAAAAUAAAAUCACCUAUCCUGAUACAGCAGCCUUCAAGCAGAUAAUUUUAGAUUGUAAAGACACACGCUACAGCUAUACUGAAACUGUGAGGAAGUUCUGCAUGCAUUAUCAAAUCUGCUUCCCAGAGUUUGAGACUGUCCGAGAAAAUGAUGUCUUCAUAUGCACGGCAACCUUUCUUGACAUAAGCUUUGUUUCUGGAUAUGAAUAUGACAAGCAAGAUGCAAAGAACGGUGCCUGCAGGAAAAUAUUGGAGUAUAUUUCAAGGAACUGGGAGAUUGUUUUCAAUACGCAGAAAUGCGGAUUUAGAAAAACAUAG
Molecule: messenger RNA, 1719 nt
Organism: Vittaforma corneae ATCC 50505
Lineage: Eukaryota; Fungi; Microsporidia; Nosematidae
Exons: 1
Coding region: 1-1719 (572 amino acids)
Source: RefSeq, a predicted model, not a curated record